Molecule: messenger RNA, 1713 nt
Organism: Hordeum vulgare subsp. vulgare (domesticated barley)
Lineage: Eukaryota; Viridiplantae; Streptophyta; Magnoliopsida; Poales; Poaceae
Product: ankyrin repeat domain-containing protein 2A-like
Exons: 4
Coding region: 195-1409 (404 amino acids)
Biological process (GO): protein targeting to chloroplast
Cellular component (GO): chloroplast outer membrane
Molecular function (GO): protein binding; chloroplast targeting sequence receptor activity
Source: RefSeq, a predicted model, not a curated record
AGCGUUCCUACAUAAACCGCCGGCCGAAACAAUACACCAGCCGGUUGGCUUUGGUUGGUUGGUCGCACUCUUCUGCUCCCCAUCCAUCACCACCACCACCUUAUCAUCUUCUCCAUCCAUCAUCGUCAUCCUCGCCACCACCACCGCCACUUCUGCGUGUGAGCACGGCACCAGCGCCGCCGUCGUCGCUCGACAUGGCCACCACUCAAGAGGCGGAGAAGACCAGCGUCGUCGUCAAGGCGGAGGAGGAGCCUUCCCCCACGGCCACGGCGGCGGCGCCGGCAGAGGAGAAGGCGAGCGUUAAGGCCGUGGAGGAGCCUUCCCCGGCGGCUGCAGCGGCGGUGGCGGAGGGGCAGCGGCCGCAGCCUGCGGCUACGGCGGCGCGCAGGGCGGGUGCUCCGGCCAGCCCCUUCGACUUCUCCACCAUGAUGAACUUGCUCAACGACCCGAGCAUCAAGGAGAUGGCGGAGCAGAUCGCCAAGGACCCGUCCUUCAGCGAGAUGGCGGAGCAGCUGCAGAAGACGGUGGCGCCGGCGCCGGCGUCGUCGGCGCGGUCGCCGCAGGAGGUGGCGGCGGCGCUGGACCCGCAGAAGUACGUGUCGACGAUGCAGCAGCUGAUGCAGAACCCGCAGUUCGUGGCCAUGGCGGAGCGUCUGGGCAGCGCGCUGAUGCAGGACCCGGCCAUGUCCUCCGUCCUCGGCGGCCUCACCAACCCCGCCCAGAAGGAGCAGCUCGAGGCCCGCGUCGCCCGCAUGAAGGACGACCCCUCCCUCAAGCCCAUCCUCGACGAGAUCGAGUCCGGCGGCCCCGCCGCCAUGAUGAAGUACGCUCGUAAACACCUUCAUUUCCUUCCUCCGGCGACGACAUUAAUGGCCACCGGUUCUUCUUUUCAACUCAGGUACUGGAACGACCCGGAGGCGCUGCAGAAGUUCGGCCGCGCGAUGGGCGUGGGACCGUCGGGCGCCGCCGCCGCCGGGGCGGAGGCGGAGGAGGAGGAGGUCGUGGCCGGCGGCGAGGAAGGGGAGUACGAGGAGGAGUCGGUGAUCCACCAGACGGCGAGCGUGGGCGACGUGGAGGGGCUGCAGAAGGCGCUGGCCGACGGCGUGGACAAGGACGAGGAGGACUCGGAGGGCCGCCGGGGGCUCCACUUCGCGUGCGGCUACGGCGAGCUCAAGUGCGCGCAGGCGCUGCUGGAGGCCGGCGCCGCCGCCGACGCCGUCGACAAGAACAAGAACACCGCGCUCCACUACGCCGCCGGCUACGGCCGCAAGGAGUGCGUCGCGCUGCUCCUCGACCACGGCGCCUCCGUGACGCUGCAGAACCUGGACGGGAAGACGGCCAUCGACGUGGCGAGGCUCAACAGCCAGGAGGAGGUGCUCAAGCUGCUGGAGAAGCACGCCUACGUCUAGGACGCCAUCGCCGUCGCCAUCGCCAUCGCCAUGCCAUCAGUCGAUCUUGCAGUUUGCUUAAUUUUAUCAUUAUUAUUAUUUCAGAUUACAUAUGCCCUUAUUAUUAUUAUUCCAGUACAUCUUUUCCAUGGAAGAAAAAAAAAGGUUUCUCUUCGGCUGUAAUUCACAUUUUAUCGAUCUGUAUCUAUUGAGUUGGAGUGUGUGGGUAGAAUUUAUCUGGUUUCUGGAUUACUUGUUGAUCUUGCAUUUUGUUGGUCGUUUGAAAGUGUUGCUUCGUGAAUAAAGAGAUAAAUUUUAUGUGUCA